This is a messenger RNA of Carassius carassius (crucian carp), 1483 nucleotides long. RefSeq lists its product as uncharacterized. The transcript is spliced from 3 exons. The record is from RefSeq and is a predicted model, not a curated record. NCBI's taxonomy places the organism in Eukaryota, Metazoa, Chordata, Actinopteri, Cypriniformes, Cyprinidae. The coding region runs from base 209 to 1483 and encodes 424 amino acids.
UUGAUUGACCAUGUCUCACAUUGGCAUGUAGGGUCUUGCCCAGGUGUAAACAGGUAUGAAUUAGCACAUCUAAUUGCAUGCAGCUUGCUCUCAAAUGAGAGGUAAUUCCUUUUGUGCUGAGGUGGAUAAAAUCUCACUGCACAUAGCCUACUAUUUCAGUGCCCUCAAGAAUUCUGUGGUGUAGGAACCUCCUCUCCAAGAAAAGAAAAUGCAGAGAAGACUCACCACUCGGCAGGCCUUGGAAAUGAUCCUGAGUGAAGUAAACCCUUGUGACUCAGAUGGAGAAGACAUAGAACUUCAGCCGGAUUCGGACUCAGAGCUGUCUGAUCUGUCUUCAGAUGAGGAGACUGCUCCUCAACCAAAAAAGAGAGGCCGUUUGGGGACUGACCUGACAGAGACAGCGAAAGAUGGCACAGUGUGGCGUGAAGAACAGGUGGGGACGCGUCUCCCUUUCACCCCAAUCAAAGCGUACGCUGCAGAUGGAGAGCCAACGGCUAAGGCCAGGAAAAGUAUCUCGAGUCGCCUUCAGAGCUUCCUGUGUUUCAUCACUCUUGACAUGCUUCAUAGCAUUCAAGAAUGGACUAUUCAACAUGCACAGGAAACAGAGCAUGUUCAUUGGUUCAUGGCCCUCCCUGAACUAAUGGCAUUUAUUGCAAUUGUCAUCUUGCGGGGGCUUACCAAGGUUCCAUCACUACGUGACUGCUGGUCAGCAAACCUGGGAAACCCACAUAUCAUUGGAACAAUGCCGCGAAACCGCUUCCAAGACAUCAUGCGACACCUACGCUUUGAUGACAGGUCCACCCGGAGUGAUCGAGCAAAGACUGAUAAGUUUGCUGCAAUUUCCAGUGUGUGGGGAUCAUUUGUCACCAAUUGCAUCACGUCCUACAACCCUGGUCUACAUAUCACCGUUGAUGAACAGCUUUUCUCGUCAAAAACUCGCUGCUGUUUCCUGCAGUAUAUUGCAACUAAACCUGACAAGUUUGGGAUCAAGUUUUGGGUGGCUUGCGACCUAAAAUCCAAGUACAUUUGUAAUGUCCUCCCAUAUCUUGGCAAGGACCCUAGUCGUCCCAGUGGAGAGAGACUGUCUGAAAAUGUAGUGAUGAGGCUGAUGGAACCAUUCCUAGACAAGGGCAGAAAUGUUACCACGGACAAUUUCUUCACAUCGCUGUCACUUGCGCAUAAACUUCUUAGCCGGAAAACCACCAUCCUCGGCACAGUCAACAAGAUUCGCCGGGAAAUCCCUCAAUCUGCUAGACACACAGAUCGCAAUGAAUUCACCACUCGUGAUGAAUGGAGUGUUGGAGUGUUGGAGUCAGAUUUCAAAGAUACUGGAGAAAAGACAAGAUUAGUGUCUCAAGAGGACAUUAUGUUCUUGAACAAACUGGGAGAAAAUAUCAGGAUGAGGAUUAUUUCUAUGGAUUUCUACAUGGAUGAUGGAGUCUCCAGUGUGGAAAGUCCAGAGAAGGCCAUAAAGUUGGCUUGA